Drosophila eugracilis is the source of this 6175-nucleotide messenger RNA. RefSeq names its product zinc finger protein 395 (gene Glut4EF). The transcript has 5 exons. The coding region runs from base 3 to 1100 and encodes 365 amino acids. Gene Ontology annotation, molecular function: DNA-binding transcription factor activity; RNA polymerase II cis-regulatory region sequence-specific DNA binding. Lineage: Eukaryota; Metazoa; Arthropoda; Insecta; Diptera; Drosophilidae. Gene Ontology annotation, cellular component: nucleus. Gene Ontology annotation, biological process: regulation of transcription by RNA polymerase II. The record is from RefSeq and is a predicted model, not a curated record.
AAAUGUCGACCGGUCGCCGUUUAGCCAAACGCUCCAUAAUCGGCACCAAAGUGUGCGCCAAAGGUCCGGAUGGCCUUUGGUAUUCCGGUACCAUCUCGGACGUGAAAACACCGCCCUCGUACAUGGGACCUCUCUCGCCGCCGCCGCCGCCCACAUUCUUGGCGCCCGGUGAGGCCCAACUAAACGCCGAUACGCGCUAUAUGGUCCGUUUCGAUUUUAAGACCGCCGUCGAGUCCCCAGCCGCGUCCACAUCCUCAUCGUCAUCCACGUCGUCAUCUUCCUCAUCCUCGUCCUCGUCCACAGAUCCGUCGGUCAUUGUGGAGACGCGUCGCGCUGCCAAUGUCCACAUCAGUCCCGCUCAGGCAUUACGUCGCAGCGCCAUGAUCAAGGAGUUCCGCGAAUCGGAUCUAAUUGGUCCUGGCUUCCGUUCUAUUAUGGACACUGAACUCCAGCCCGGGCAAAGGGUCUACUUUACGUAUAAUGGACGCGAACAGAGCGGCGAUGUGGUGAAACAUGAUGCCACUAAGGACGAGGUGAUUGUCAAGAUCACAACAGUGGGAAAUGAGGAACCCAUUGAGCUGAAGAAGCGUCUGGAGGAAGUGCGUCUGCUGGAAUCGCGACGCUCCGCCCGUCUGGCAGAUCAGGAUCGCGACACGGACUUUGCCAGACUCGCCGACAUGAGUGGCGAACGCCGCCGAACCACCACACACAGUAUUGAGGUGCCAUCGCAGCUGACGGCGCAGCACAAUCCCCGGAAACGUCCGCCCAGCGAUCAGCAGGACUACAGCAACUAUGAGGAGACAUGCCGUGCCGCUGAGAUUCUGUCAUCGAUGAAGCUGCAGAGUCCGCAUGGCUCAAUGGCCGACAAAUGCUCGAGUCCCGGUAGCAGCUCGUCGGCAUCCUGGAGCUCCGGUUCCGCAUCGCCGCCCCUAAGCGACGACGGUCACGCCCACCACAGUCCACACAACAUAAUGUCGCCACACGAUGCGGCCAAUGCACGUAUACGCACAACAUCCGUGUCCACAUCGGACGAGGGCAUAGUCCUCGACUUCAAGGAAGAGCGCAAGAAAAAGGUGAGUUUCCCCUUUGCUGAUGCUUGAAAAUCUGGUUAACAGUAAGUCGUAAAUUAUAUGAUUGCCCACUCCUCCAUAUUUCUGAGUUUCUGGGUGCGGCCACAUUUCUUUUUUUCCUUUUUUUUUUAUUUUUUGCUUGUGAAAAUCACAAUUCUCAAUGAGACAGGAAACAAGGAGCGUAAAAAUGGUUGAACCAGGUACUUUAUUCAUUUAUUGCCUUUUUUUUUAGCGAAAAUUGCACUGGCAAUCAACUCAUUAGGUUAGGUCGCAGGGGAAAACAAAAACAGCGAGAACAAAGGCGGCUUGGGAGAAACCGCGUUACGCAUUUUUAAUUGCCAACUUGGAGCUGCCAGACAAAAACAAAAGCGAAUAAAUAAAGAACAAAACACCGCUGGGGCAAUUAAAAAAUUAAACAAAAUUUCUGCAUCAGCUGAUGGGUGUGUUUUCGCUGCGGGAAUAAGUAAAAAAAAAAAAGUGCUCAGGGCAAUGUCAACGAGGCAGCAGAAGAAGCCGCAGCAUUUCCUGCCCAAGAAUUUCCCUCCUUCAACUUGUGAUUCGAAAAACAGGGGCGUGUUUAGGAAGUGCUAUUCAAGGGGGUUCCAUGAGUUUAAGUUGAGUGUUUACAUAGGGGUUUAAGGUACUAAAACUGGCAGCUUAAAAAGAAGUUCAGCUGUCUUUCUAUCACCAUCUAAACAAACAAUAUAACUAUAUAUCUAGAGAUAUAUAAAUCAAUUUGUAAUAAAGAAUUAAAAAAUAUUUUUUUAGGAAGUUGCGCUCUUCGAUAACAUAUAAAUUAUAAUUUUUCCUAGAUUAAAUUUAAUGCACUUUGCUUGUUUGGUUUUCCAUCCCCGGAAAUACAGCCACUGCUUUCCAGGUUCGAUGUGAACGUGGCUGUGUUGCCGUAAUUUAUGCGCCUCUUCGACGCGCUUGCCAAUUGCUUCCUCGCGCUGCGUUUUCCUUCUUACUUUUUGUUUUUGUUUUUUGCAUUUUUUUUUUUCCAAGAAGCAGCCGGCAUCCAGCCAUCAAGCCAUCCAACCGCCCCCGCGCCACAUUGCAAAGAUUUCUUUAUUACUUGGGCACGUUCGUUGCUUUUUUUUCGUGCCGCUCUUCUUUUUUUUUCUGUUAUUAUUAUUGUUGUUGUUUGGGGUCGAGGCCGGUCAUUAAUAUCCACGCAUGGAGUUCACUUCAGUUCGGUGGAGCACGUCCCCCGUUGUUCCACCCACUCCAUCCAUGCCAUCUUAUUCCAUCACAUCACAUCCCAUCCCAUCCCAGAUUCGUUCCAAUCUGAAUCAGCUGUAUGCAUAAUAUUUGUUGUUUGCUGAUUCUGUCAGCGUCUUGAGGAUCGGAUCCGCUUCGUCACUCCAUCGUCGUCGUUGUCGUCGUAGUCUUCUUCAGCGAUUCUUGUCCAGGUCAGUUACUACAAAAUAUGGGGAGAUGUUGCUGCUGUUGAUGUUGCUAUUGCUGUUGCUGUUGUGAUGUUGCUGCUGUGGCUGGCAUACGUGAGUGGCUUGGCCAGGCGAUAUCUUUGGAGUUCACAACUCCAGAGGCUGCACGACUUAUCAACUUGGUUUCUGUUUCUAUAGCUUCUUGCUAUAGGUUCUUUUCCUUCCCUCAGUCGAUGCGACAACAAUCACGAAUGCAGCUCGAUAAUGACAAUGGUAAUGAUGACGAUGGUGCCACUGUGACUGUGUCCUAAAUGCUGAUAAUGAUGUUUGUUUGCCGGCGAUGACAAUGGAUCUAUAUACAUAUGGUGUCUUGUCUGUGUUAUAUACUACAUACUGCCUUGAAAAUCUGAUAAUUGUAAAUAAUAAUACGAUUAAUAAGAAUUGUUAGUGGUUACUCACUUUAUGGUUUACCAGCAAGAUUAUGCCUUCACAUGUGAAACCCAUUUAAAAGAAGAUAAUCUCUCUCUUUUCCUAGCAAACUUAACCCUUUCCUUUGGUGGUUUUUUGGGUUCGCUGUCCUUUGGUCAGGUGGCAGUGGCUUUUAGGAGUUACUAGCUAGCCAUUUUCCCUGCUGCCCUGCUAACUCUCGGUCUUAAUCUUGGCCAGGUUGUUGUUUCUCCAUCGCUGUUGCUGCGGCUGCUGCUGCCACUAUUGUUGCUGUCUUUUUUGACCGGCCGGCCGGCAUUAUAUCUCAUUACAGAGAUCAGCAUAAAUAAGCAGUGAGCACGCCGCACCACCAGCUCUGCUCCUCCAGCUCUACCAUCAACUCCAGGUCCAACUCCGACAUCAUCAACAACAACGGCUGAGGCUGAGGCUGAGGCUAAGGCAGAUUCAGACAACAACAGCCCACAGCCGGAGGAACGAACGAGCGAUUAAGCGAUACAUUCAGCCAUGUUCGUGUAUUCCCCACAGAGAGUAAGAGACAGAGAGAGAGAGAUGGGGGAACAGAAUGGGGCAUGGGAUUGGGAUGGGAUUCGGAAUGGGUACGGGUAUGGGUAUGGGUAUGGUGCAGGGUGAGAGAUGGGGACACAGAUGGAGAAAGGGCACAACGCUUGCGUACUCGCCGAGGCAAUUGAACGAACUCGAUUGCAGCGCGUGAAGGUGGACAUGACGAUCCCGUUCUCCACUUGCCUCCUCCCCAACUCCCCUUGCCCCGUUGUAUAUAUACAACAUACAUAUACCCAUUCCCGAUCUUCUGGGGCCGUCGUUUUCAAGCGAGCAAAAUAGAAUUUGUUAUUGUUGUUGAGGCAGGGCAGUUCCUUGACCACAUGCGUCAUCAUCAUCGCGUUUGCCGUGUGCAAAAAACAUGAUCAUUACGCGAUUCCCCCGAUUCCCGACUGACUGGACAUGGAGCGGCUGCUGAUUCAGAUUCAGCAUCAUCAGCUCUAUGGCUCCGGCCUCAUAAUUCCCCCCGCCAACCUCCUUUCAGUCUCGUUCAGGCGUUUUUAAUGAUGCGUCAGAAUAUUGUUUACGCAUCAUUUUACAUGUCGGCAAAUGGGAAUGGGUUGCAUUUGCAGUUGCAACCUCAUAGAUACUCUGCUUCUCUACCGAAGAGUCUAUAUGUGUGUGUUUGUUUGUUGCCCGGGGGCAAGUGCUGAAUAGAUGCUGCUUUUAUUCUUCAGCAGAGAGCUUGGCCAUAAAAUUAUGAAACCCCUCUGCAAAGAGGUUUGCCAAAUUCCAUCGUGAUGUGUGCAUUAAAGCACGAAUUAGCCGCCGGUUAUGGCUACAAAGUUGCCUGCCCAGGUACGUUUAUCUGGCAGAUGCAUUGCCAUCCUUAUUAGCCGGCAAUUUGUGCCAUGAAAAAGAAAAUAUCGAAAAGGUCUCAAAGCAAAUGCUGUAAUCCUAUGCCCUGCCCAGCCCUGCCCUGCCCAGUCCAGCCCUGACCUGCCUCUCGCUUCACAGAUGAAACAACCUCAAAAGUGCAAGUUUAGUAGUUAUGAUUGAGCUCUCUGUUUUUGGGCCAAAAGUAAUAAUUCCAAUAAAGUUUUCCUCUAGCCCAGGGUUGUCCAGAGUGUGUGCUGAAGAAAAAGUGUUGCCAUGACGCCGGGUGCAAACAAUAUCGAGGUGAAUGUGCAACAACUGCACUUUGUUUACAUUUCUCCUGCUGUGUUACUUUUCCCCACUUUGGCAUUUAUGCUUAAGCUUCUGCUUAUGCUACAGCUCCGGCUCCUGUUUUCCUAGCUGCUGCUGCUGUUGUUGUUGUUGUUGUCCUGGCUGUGGAAAUUAAGCGAAAAACUUGUCAAAGGCAUGUCCUGCCCUGCACCAGCGAUCCCCCAAACCACCCGCUUGCACCUCGCAUAAAGUCAAGUGCGGCGGGCGGGGGAAAAGCAACUUUUCUAUCCAGCCCUUCGGUGCCAGCACAGAGAGAAAUUCAAAGGGUUAAAAUGUUAGGUAAUGUCUACAGAUAAGGAAGUGAUAGAUGGAUGACAAAGGAUGCCUCUUACUAUUUUCUUAUGUCUUUAGUCAUAAUGAAAUGAAAUCAUGGAAAACCUUCUCUUGCAUUUUAGAUGCCUGUAGCUGACUCUUGAUUACUUUUGUAUCGUUUUCGACUUUUUUCUCAGUGAGCUUACUGCUUACUUCCCCUGUUUUAUUUUUGCCUAGGUUGACAUGCAAUCCCAGGUACAUGUGGAGAGUUCCCUGCCGAUUCUUAACUGGGUUCAAUGACAUACAGGAUAAGCAACAGCAACAUCGGGCAGCCUACAAUCCACCACCACUCUAGCAUAUAGUACUACUAUGUAUGUAUAAAGUAUAUAUAGAACAACAACAACAACCGGCAUUAACUUCGCUGGGGCAAGAGCACAAAACGUAAACGUUGCAAAAAGGCGGCAAGCAAAGGCAAACCCGAAAACAAAGCCAUGGCUAAAACGUCCAGAAGCAGGAGCAGGCCAGAAAUGGGUAGGAUGAUGAUGAUGGCUAGAAUGGGAUGGGCAAUGGCAGCGGCAGGGGUAGGGAACGGAGCAAAGUGGCAGUAGAUCCAUGCUGCACUUGAGGUUAAAGGCAGCCAGAAACCGAACGAAAACCAAACCAAGUUGAGUUGAGCUGGGGCAAACCUGUGUACAAAUACUCGACAUGCACGCCGCCCAUUUGCCACUCCACUCGGUAUCCUGUUUGCCUAGGCACCCAUCUCCAUCUCCAUCUCCAUCUGCAACUCCCAUUCCCAUCCACCGAAUCCUUAUCCAUAUACCCAUCCCUUUUGGCCAUCCGUAACCCCCAUAUGUUCGAGUUGAAUGGAUUCCUUUUGCUUCGGUAGACCGGCUUUUCUUUUUCGCUUUAUUUUUUUUUUUUUCGGCGCUGGCGAAUUUGCGGCAGGACCUUUUGGCUCCUGAACCCUACUGCUAUUUCUCCAACAGUUUUCAUUUGCCUUGGCCAAGAUUAUUAAAAUUCCUACGAUAUGAAUCGAGAAGUUCAAUAAGGUCUUGAAUUCCUGAUCUCAGAUGUAUGAAGAAAAGUCGGCGAGUGGAAACGCAAAGCAUACACCAGGGGGCCGUAUGAAAAGUUUGCUUUUGGAAUACCAUUGUUUACCUAGGCCGGCUCUUCUUCUGCUUCAAUCUCAACGCCUUGACUUAUUGCAUUUCUCAAUUUUGGUUGCCAGGACAACGCUUAACGGGUCCUGAUCCCCCAACUUCUCCUCAUACUGUGGGUGGCAAGCUAAAAAGU